CAUUCUCAGCGUUGUAGCUCUGCAAAACAAAAGCAUUUCAAAAAUGCCCUUUCAGCAAAGUUAUUGUUAAAAACAACCUUUAAAGCUCUUUAAUUUUGCCAAAGUUAAAGAUCAUCAUGCUAAAAUUGCCGACGACCUUUGAAUUGUGAUAACUCGAAACGUAGCGUUUAUUGAGCAUUCAUUGAGCGUAAUCUGGCCGUUUUAAGGGCAGUUUGUUAUGCAUUUGCAAUUUUUUUUGGAGUUUAUUUGUUUUGAAAUGAGUGUGGAUGAUGUUUUUGACGUCUUACGUUCUGGUUGUUUCUGGCCAACAGCCGAUCUGUUCGUUUCAAAGUGUUUUGCAUUAGGGUCAAUUUGACAAAAGUAACGCACGAGCAUUGGUUCAGUUUUUAAAUGUCAUGUAGGGGGAAUCUGGGAGUGAGGUUCGUUGUAAUACAAUCUAUUGUAGAUUCAUUGCAGUUGAAAAAUAAACUAUUUAUUCCAUUUGAAAAUAAUUAAUCUGUUACGGUGGCUGUUCUUCAUUUAAAUGAUUUAUUUCUGUUGAAUUGCUGUUCUUGCUACGCAUAGUUUUCGUUUAAGAUGCAAUAAAUUUUAGUGUCUACUUUUGCUAUUUUGUUCAAACAUUUUCUGGUAGAAAUCUAAUGUAUGCCUUAGUGUUUAUUUGUGAAGCAUCAUCUCCAGUUAUUUGUGGUUAAUUUCAGUGGUGAAGGCGGCUCAAGAAUGAGAAAUGAUCAUAGAUAUUCUAUUUCGGGUCUGAGCAUGCAAAUUUGCUGUCUGUUGUUUUUCUUACUUAACGCGGACGUUGUCUUUCUGACACUAAGGCACUUGGACCCGGCUGACUGAGGAUGUGUGUGUUCGUGUGGAUAUUUAUUAAUGUUUGCUGUCCUCUUGGACUCGUUGCUGCCACCGUGUGUUUGGAGUGUGGUCAAACUUGUGGUGUUGCUGCGCAGCGUCUCACUUAGUCAUGUGUUACUGAUGAAGUAGUUGACUUGCAUUCUUAAACUAACCGUUCAAUGUGUCGCUUGGUGGACAUGCCCAGUAAUCAGCAGUUUGUUUGUAUAAUAGCACGCACUGAACUCGACUGAAAUAGCACUUAAAGCGUUUUUGCAUUAAAUUAUUUGUUGCGCUUUAGAAAUGAGUGAAACUGUGGGCUUUGCUCUCGGAAAUGCGAGACAUCACGCGGUGUGUCACUUAUACUAUAUUAGGCUUUGAGUGCAAUACUUGUACUUAUGAAAUGCAUUGCGCCAAAUAGUUAUUUGAUCCGUAAUGAUCAUUAAUAAGUGUGCCAUAAUUAUACUAAAGUUAACGGUCAAGGUAUGCGUAUUCAUGGAUCGAAAUGGACAAAUACACUUUGUUAUUGAUAAAGACUGGGAAGUAGUAAGCUUGCUCAAUUUAAAUCUACGGUGCCUCCUUAAUUAUAUGGUUAAAGCGUGGUUACAACUCAUAUUUGUGAUAUUCGAGAUUUUCUAUGGAAUUGUUUUCCUUGUGUAAGGAAUAUGAAAUCGAAUUUAACGAAGAAUUUGAAUGAACCCGAUGACAUAACAAGAAAGUGUUGUCAGUGAAUGGUGAGUUUAAUGAAUAGGCCUGUUUAGUUGUGAUAAAGCAAUGCAGAGUUUUUUUUAAUCUUUCAGAAUGCAACUUCAUUAUUUAUGUAAAAGAUAGCAAAAAACUUUCGAUCAUUUAAACUCUCGAAGAACCACGGUUCUGGAACGGGUUACAGUUACAUCAAAGUCUUUAGAACAUUUAUACUGCUUCCUUGCGAUAAUUAUAGUUCAAAUUGUGGCAACCUGUUAACGAGAUGUGAGCGUAGCAAAAGAAAUAAUAUCAGCGCCAGGUGGGUGGAAAGCUUGAAGCACGGCUGUGCAAUUCACAAUUUCAAAGAUGGUAUGUUAUUUCCUUUCAGAUGAAUUGAGUAAGCGGAUUAAAUGCGUAUUUAAUAUUUUUUAGAAAUGUUUAUACACAUAUGUUUUUUUAAAAUCUUAGUCAUGCUCACCAAGCCCAAACUAGGCCCCAAUUCCACCUAGUAAACCAAGAGACAUUCCGUCAGCAGUUGCUAAUUAGGCUGUAUCUGUUCUGGUCGCUGCAAGACCGGAUAAGACUUGGGGAGAAAUUUCUAUUUUGUAAACGACAUUCAAAAUACUAGUCCACAAGUGGUGGAUUUGAAUAUAUUCCAUCUUUCUUGUAUUUUUUUUUAAUUUGACGUUCUCUAGCUUCAACUCUCCUAACAUUGAAUACAUUGAGUUUCGGAUUCCAUCGAUUCAGAAUCUAUUAUUUUAUCUUAUCAUUCAGAAGGUUUGCUGUCUAGAAGGAAAUAGAAAUACGUCAACGGAAAGAAUAAAUCGCAGUGAUAGUAUUUUAGCUUUUCCCAGUCCAUUUCGUAAUUAGUUGUAACCUACCGUCGGAGGAAAUUUAAUCGGCGCUUUAUUUUCUGAAACUGCAAUGUUAUUUUUAAAAGUAUGAAUUGCAAAAUAUAGAAUUCAAUUCUAGGUUAGUGAUGAAAAAAGUUAAAUUGUACGGUAUUGCUUUCAACUCCAGAAGAUACAUAGUGUUCAAGUUAUUAUUUAAUAUAUUCUAUGGGCUCUUUAGUAGCAAUUUUCACCACUCUGUGUGUUGAUGGUCUCAUUAUAUUGCCUUGUUUUCUCUAGUUUUCCUAACACGCGAUGCAGCAGCAGUGGCUAUUAGCUGUUCCACCUAAUUGGAAAAUAAUAGCCGUGGUUUACGCAUAGCUCUUUUGUUCAUCUUUCAAUAUCACCUUUUACUGUUCAGCAUUUAGUUCAUUUGCACGACGCAACUUGUGUGAAGAUGCUUCAUGUUAAAGAAUGCAGCAAUUGUGGGAGCUUGCUAAUCAAACCUUUACUUCUAAGACCUGGUUUGUGACAAAUAAUCGAAAAUCAAAAAUAAACACAAAGCAAAUCCAUUAACAGAAAAGAUCAACGUUGAUGAGAACUGUUCGAAUUUAUUAAAAUUCAGUAUACAAUUGGAAGUAAACGCAUAAAUAUAAUACAUGGUUAGAGGCUUUAGGGCAGAAACUGAGGAAAGCGGCAAGCGUCGGCCUUUCAUUAAGAGGGGUCGAACUGGCUUAAUCUUGCACAUUUUCCUCCAUAAUUGCUCUGUAUUUAUACUCACACUUCGAACAGAUAUAGCUUUUGAUUUCGACCAGCUUUUGGCUUUUUUUUAAUAGCAAGUCUAUAAUUAGGAAAGAGAAACAGGUAUAAGCUUGCAGGGCUGAAAAUUAAUCUACUUGUGGUAUUUUAACUACUUGCAUUAACUAAUGGGGCAUCCACACCAAAAAAAAACUGUUAUCUGUCGAAAAUGUAAAAUCAUCCAACUACUAAACGACCGCAUUCACGAAUUCUCCUUAAUUUGUAAUGAUUGCCCACUAAUUGCUAGGUUUCGAGUUCGGUGCAGUAUGGGUGCAGUAACAGUAUUUACUUGAGGGCUAAAAUAUCUUACUUGCCUAAAAUAUAUCCACGUCCUCCUCAUGUAUGUCUAUUAUUUACAGUACCUCAGAUAUUUCAGUAAGAGAUGUGACCACUGUUGACGGAAAGGAAACCUAACGAGAUAAUGAGAUCUUUAGCAAGGAGCCUUUGGCUUCCGUCCUUUCAUUGCGAUCUGAUGCCGCGGUCUGGGCGCAGCAAAUGCUCUGUUAUUCCAAAACACAAAUGUCCCCAUUGAGAUGUUCAAAAUGCCUAAUUAUUCGAAAGGAAACAUUCCACUCUUUUAUGGUCGAUAAAACCUUAACAGUGUGCAAUUAUGGAAAAUCGAAGUUGGGAUUUGGGGAGUAUUAGUGAAUUUCAAUCGUACGCAAUUAAAACAACAUUGUAAUGGAAGUGAGCCAUACGUAGGGUUAUCAAGAAUAAAAUCGAGCUUCUCUAUGUUUCGAGCUCGCUUGGCCGUUCAAAUAAACCCGGCGAAUGUUGGUUAAAUGGAAGUGUUCCCUAGAAGUGUUGUGGUGUUUGUAUAUUAAAUGCACAUGUAUAUGCAUGCAUGCUUUAAUGAAGAACGCUGGUGCAAUAACAAUUACUCCCACACACAAUUACUGUGAAAUCUUUUAGAGCUGAGAAUCUGCGUUGCGGUCUACUGUUGGGAUUUUCUUCGUAAGAACAUCAAAAUUAAAUCUAUAAAUCAUAUCCCUGUAUAUGUACUCUUACCAUUUUAUUUUAUUGCUGGUAUGAAUUUACUGAAGGCACAGUUCAGGGACACUCGAUGUUGUGGGUCCCAGCACUUAUAGACGCUAUUGUUCUUUGUUUAAAAUGGGCAAAGAAAAAUAUUGUGGAGGGACUGUGGUUUGAUGUUUCCCAAAUAGUGUAAAUAAACUAGCAAAAGCAAUUGUGCGCCUGUAAUAAAACAUAUCCAAAUUGAAAAAUAUGCUAAUAGAAAAUCUAAAUUAUUUCAACUAUUAUUUACCCAUCUAACUUACUCUGUGCAUCUACCUACAAGACACAUCUACAAAACUAGUGAUUUGUUGAUUUACUUCUUAUUACCCUUCCUUCUCGAACAUCUAUCUCCUAAUUAUUGUUGAUCCAUCAAUUGUGUGAAUGCAUAUUACAGUCAUGAUUCCACGAAUGAAUAUAUCUAAAUUACGAUUACAUAGCUAUAUCUUGUAACCUGAUAGUGUUCUCUUUUGGUCACUAAUAUUCCAUUAAAAUCACCUCUGUUAUAGUUCAGAACAGAUUUGGUUGUUUGUAACUUUGCUAGCUCGGUCGCCGGAUCUCCAGGGAAUUUUUUGAACCAGAGUCGUUUUCUAUUGGCCAGAGACUGAUCAGCUGGUUAUAUUUGCUGCUGUCGCUUUGGCGCUCGGCCAUCCUGAAACAAACCACCUCGAUGACUACUAAUAGCUAAACCACAUUGUGUACUAAUACAUAACAAAUCAUAUUACUACAGACUGUGGAGCAAAUGAGUUCGUAUUUUGUGAACCCUACUUUCCCUGUUUCACUGCCCAGUGGCCAGGACUCCUUCCUCGGACAGAUCCCACUCUAUACAACGGGGUAUGAUGCUCUAAGGCACUUUCCAGCUUCCUAUGGGGCAGCGACGCUCCAGGAUAAGAGUUACUCGUCACCUUGUUAUUACCAACAAUCUAACUCAGUAAUAGCUUGCAAUCGGGCAUCGUAUGAAUAUGGAGCUUCUUGUUUCUAUCCUGAAAAGGAUCUAACCAGUGUUUCGCCAUCCGGAAGUGGAAAGCACAGAGCCCAGGAUGAUUUCUUUUCCUCAGACCAACAGUACAAAACAGAUUGUGCACAAAACAAAAUUUUAAAUGAAGAAGGAAACGACCGGAAGUACAGUACUCCAAUUUACCCUUGGAUGCAACGAAUGAAUUCAAGUUCUAGUUCUGUCUUUGGGCCACAUGGGCGCCGAGGGCGACAAACCUAUACCCGAUACCAAACUCUUGAGCUGGAGAAAGAAUUUCACUUUAACAGAUAUUUAACCAGACGCCGCCGGAUAGAGAUUGCCAACGCACUCUGCCUCACAGAACGUCAGAUCAAGAUCUGGUUUCAGAAUAGGAGAAUGAAGUGGAAAAAGGAAAACAAACUUCUAAACACAACAGAAUCCAAUAGCGAAGAUGCAGAGGAUAAAACAGGGGAGUAAGAGCGC
Molecule: messenger RNA, 5589 nt
Organism: Stegostoma tigrinum
Lineage: Eukaryota; Metazoa; Chordata; Chondrichthyes; Orectolobiformes; Stegostomatidae
Product: homeobox protein Hox-A6
Exons: 2
Coding region: 4894-5583 (229 amino acids)
Biological process (GO): regulation of transcription by RNA polymerase II; anterior/posterior pattern specification
Cellular component (GO): nucleus
Molecular function (GO): DNA-binding transcription factor activity, RNA polymerase II-specific; RNA polymerase II cis-regulatory region sequence-specific DNA binding
Source: RefSeq, a predicted model, not a curated record